AUGCUGCUGAUACUGAUGUGGGUGCUGCUGCGUCAUAUAGUAUGUAGGAUGUUGUCCAUCAAUUGCUCCAUCUAUGAUGACCUCUUUCCUAUCCGUCACAACUUUUAUCAGCCAGGAGAGCUUCUUAUUGGUGGGAUCACUGCUCAAGUUGGUUUCUUCCAUAACUCUCACUCUUUCACAGAGCACCCAAAACGUAUUGCGGUUGACGAAUCUGUGUCAGUCACAAAAAACUACCAGCACACCUUGGCCUUGGCAUUUGCUGUAAAAGAACUGAAUGAGAAUCCCAACUUCUUACCAAACAUCAGUUGGGGUUUCUACAUCCUCAACAGCUAUUACCUUGGAAGGAUGACUUAUAAGGCUACCCUCAGUCUACUUUCCACACAGAAUGUGAUCCCUAACUUCCGCUGUACUACCCAAGAGAAUCUUAUAGCCAUCACUGGAGGCCUUUUUUCUGAAAUGACUUCUAACAUGUCCACCAUUUUGAACAUCUACAAGACUCCACAGGGUGACAAAACCCAUUUUUCUUCCUUGUAUCAAAUGGUUCCCAAUGAAGCCUAUCAACACAGGGGGAUUGUACGCUUACUUCACCACUUUAAAUGGACUUGGAUUGGGCUCCUGGCAAUGGAUGAUGACAACGGAAACCAGUUUUUGCAGUCAAUAAUACCUAUUCUCACCAAGAAUAGCAUUUGUUUUGCAUUCACAUUCAGAUUACCAAAAAUGACUUACAUAGAGGAAGUGGUAGACUUGAUUGUAAUGCAGUGGGACAAAUAUCCAGUUCUGAUGAACAGAAAAGCCAAUGUAUAUUAUGUCUACGGAAAACCUCCAACCAUGAUAGUGUUACAUGCAAUACUGUUUCAGGCAUACAUUUUCUCAUUACCCCAAUUAGGUAAAGUUUGGGUUAUUACAUCCCACUGGGAAUUUGAAACCCUCUCUAUCCAAAAGACUUGGGAUUUUCAAAAUUUUGACGGUGCUCUAUCCUUUACAGUUCAUUCCAAUCAACCACCAGGGUUCCAAAAAUUCAUUCAGACCAUAAGACCUUCCUGGGCUGGAGGAGAUGGUUUUAUUCAGAACUUCUGGGAGCAGGCAUUCAGCUGUUCAUUGAAAGAUGCAGAUAAGGAAGAGGAAAAUAAGAAGACGUGCACUGGGGAGGAGAAGCUGGAGAGCCUUCCUGGGAAUCUCUUUGAAAUGAGCAUGGCUGGCCAUAGCUACAACAUCUACAAUGCUGUCUAUGCUGUGGCACAUGCUUUGCGCAACAUCCACAUGCGUGGAUCCAAACACAGAAAACUGGUAGGAAGCAGGAGACUGGACAUUCAGAAUAUAGAGCCGUGGCAGUUACACCACUUCUUAAGGAGAACCUUGUUCAACAACAGUAGCGGAGAAACUGUGCAGUUUGACAAAAACAGAGAACUGGUUGCAGAUUUUGAUGUGACCAACUGGGUUACCUUCUCAAAUGGGUCAUUUGCUAGAGUAAAAGUGGGAAAACUGGAUCCUCAGGCCUCUUCAGACAAUCAACUGACUCUGAACGAUGAUCAAAUUGUGUGGCAUAGAAGCUUUAACCAGGUGCUUCCCCUUUCUGUCUGCAAUGACCAAUGCCCGCCUGGCUACAGCAAGAAAAAGAAGGAGGGAGACCAUUUCUGCUGCUAUGAUUGUACUCCAUGUCCAGAAGAGAUGAUGUCUGAGCAGAAGGAUGUUGAUGCCUGUGUUAAAUGUCCAGAUGAUCAUUUUCCCAGCAAAGACCGUAACCAAUGCAUUCCCAAAGUUACAAGCUACCUUUCCUAUAAAGAGACUUUAGGGAUUGUUUUAGCUGUAUUGACUAUAUCUUUCUCUCUGAUCACAGCUUUGGUGCUUCAAAACUUCAUGAAACACAAGGAUACCCCCAUUGUCAAAGCCAACAACCGAAGCCUCACUUACAUUCUCCUCAUUUCUCUCCUGCUUUGCUUACUCAGCUCCUUGCUCUUCAUUGGACAGCCAGGGCAGGUGACCUGCCUUCUGCGCCAAAGUACUUUUGCCAUCAUCUUCUGUGUGGCCCUUUCCACUGUGUUGGCCAAAACCACCACUGUACUUGUGGCCUUUGUCGUUACCAGACCAGGGUCCAGGAUUAAAAAGUGGGUGGGCAAAAAAAUGGCACAUUUUAUUGUCCUUUCUGGCUCCUUUAUUCAAAUAUUGAUUUGUACUCUUUGGCUAAGUACUUGCCCUCCAUUCCCAGAUAAGGAUAUGCACUCGCUACCAGAGCAAAUCAUACUGGAAUGUAAUGAGGGCUCAGCUACCAUGUUUUACUCUGUCCUGGGCUAUAUGGGAUUUUUGGCCAUGGUCAAUUUCAUGGUGGCUUUCCUAGCCAGGAAGUUACCAGACAGUUUCAAUGAAGCCAAGUUCAUCACUUUCAGCAUGUUGGUCUUUUGCAGUGUUUGGUUUUCCUUUGUUCCAGUUUAUUUGAGUUCCAAAGGGAAAAUCAUGGUGGCUGUGGAGAUCUUCUCCAUCUUGUCCUCUGGUGCUGGCUUACUGGGUUGCAUCUUUUUUCCUAAAUGCUAUAUCAUUUUGCUGAAACCAGAAUUGAACAAGAGGGAGCAGAUAAUUAGGAAACCCAAUGCCAAUGCUGUGAACAUAAGAAAAGCCAUGUCAGCAACGAAAAACUACCAGCACAUCCUGGCCUUGGCAUUUGCUGUCAAGGAGCUGAAUAAGGAUCCCGAUUUCUUUCCAAACAUCAGUUUGGGAUUUUACAUCCUCAACAGCUAUAACCUUGGAAGGAUGAAUUUUAAGGCCACCCUCAGCUUACUUUCUGCACAGCGGAAGCUGGUCCCUAACUUCAGCUGUGAUGACCGGCAGAAAUGUAUAGCUGUAAUUGGAGGGCUUUUGUCUGAAACCUCUGCCCAUAUGGCCUCCGUCUUGAACAGCUACAAGACUCCUCAGGUAAGCGAUAAACAUGGGGCUAUGGAGAAUAAAUGA
Molecule: messenger RNA, 2943 nt
Organism: Euleptes europaea (tarantolino)
Lineage: Eukaryota; Metazoa; Chordata; Lepidosauria; Squamata; Sphaerodactylidae
Product: vomeronasal type-2 receptor 26-like
Exons: 8
Coding region: 1-2943 (980 amino acids)
Biological process (GO): G protein-coupled receptor signaling pathway
Cellular component (GO): membrane
Molecular function (GO): G protein-coupled receptor activity
Source: RefSeq, a predicted model, not a curated record